Molecule: messenger RNA, 1422 nt
Organism: Cucurbita pepo subsp. pepo (vegetable marrow)
Lineage: Eukaryota; Viridiplantae; Streptophyta; Magnoliopsida; Cucurbitales; Cucurbitaceae
Product: serine/threonine protein phosphatase 2A 57 kDa regulatory subunit B' beta isoform-like
Biological process (GO): signal transduction
Cellular component (GO): protein phosphatase type 2A complex
Molecular function (GO): protein phosphatase regulator activity
Source: RefSeq, a predicted model, not a curated record
AGAACAACAACAAGAAACAUUCAUGGGAGCUCAAAGCAACAAGCCUCUUCCAACAUUAAGACAUCUUUUCGAUCAAGAUCCAUAUAGCAACAAAAGCUUUAGCUUCAACAAUGAUCUCGAAGAGGAAGUUCUUUCCAUAAUUUCGUUCUGCACCGCCACGACGAGCCAGUCUGCACCGGCUUCUCGUGAACUGAAACGGUUCAAGCUCACUCAUCUUUUCUACGUCGUCAAGACUUCAAAGAAUAUACUGCACGACGAUGUUUUAUCGUCCCUGCUAGCUUUAGUGUCGGCUAAUCUAUUCCGACCGCUCCCGCCACCGUGCACGACUGCAAUCAGCUCAAAUGUAGCUGAUGAUGAAGUGGUCAUUCCCAUUCCUUCUCUAACAUGGCCACAACUUGAAAUUGUUUAUGAUAUGCUGUUAUGGCUACUCAUCAACGUUGAUCCACAAACACUUGAAAAACAUAUAGACAACAGAUUUCUUCUUGGUCUUCUAUCACUUUUCGAUUCGGAGGAAACGAGGGAACGAGAGAGUUUGAAGAACAUAUAUCACCAAAUCUAUUACAGAUUCACCAUGUACAGAUCGUUCAUGCGCAAGGCGAUGAGCACGGUGUUCUUAGACUAUAUUUUCGAGACGGAGCGGCAUAACGGUAUUGCAGAGAUGCUUGAGCUAUGGGGGAGCAUAAUUAAUGGUUUUGCAGUUCCUUUGAAGGAAGAACAUAAAGUUUUUCUGAAAAGGAUACUGAUUCCACUGCAUAAGGCCAAAGGAAUGCAAGGUUUCAACAAGCAGCUGGCUUACUGUGUGUAUCAGUUCGUGCAUAAGGAGCCUGAGCUUGGUGGGUUGGUUGUGAGGAGGAUCAUGAGGUACUGGCCGCUGGCUAAUAGCCAGAAGGAGCUAAUACUCAUUGAGGAGUUGGAGGAUUUGGUGGAGAAAUUGGAGCCUAAACUACAUAGGGAUUUGGCUAUGCCAUUUUGUUCUCACAUGAACAAAUGUUUCAACAGUUUGAACUCUCAGGUGGCUGAACGAGCACUAUACAUAUGGAAUAGCGAAGCAUUCGUGAAGAUGGUGUCGACAGCCAUGGACGAAGUGUUUCCAGUAAUCAUACAAGGAAUGGAAGAGAUUGUUCAUAGCCAUUGGAACGACAACGUCAAGGAAUUGGCUCACAAUGUGGAGGCUUUACUUCAAGAAAUGAAUCCAUUUCUGUACCAUAAAAUCCUACACAAAAAUGGGUUUCAAUAACACAAGCAACCCAAGCUCAGAGACUGUAAUGGCUGCACCAAAAACAAAGUGGAAGAAAAAACUCCCAUGUAAAAUGGAUCAAAUAACUCACUUUUACCAUUUCACACCAAGAAUCUCUCUCAAAAACUUCACUCAGCAGCAAAGGGCAAGAUGAUUCAGUACAAACAUGAUAUGGUUUGAACAAA